AAAGGCAACAAUCCCAAAUCAGAAAUUUAGUGGAAACAAAUGCAAUAACAAUUCCAACCACCAUAUAUUUCUUCAUAUGAAUAUCAUUCCAUAUAUGUGUCUUUCUUCCUUUAUUUCCAAUAACCACCACCACCUUAUAGCAGUAACUUUUUCUUUUUUUUUACCCCAGCUAAUUACAUUUUACAACAAGACAUUCAUAAAGGCUUGAAAAAAGUUACCAACAAGCCUCACUCUCGUUUUCUUCUUUCCCUUUUCUCUUCUUCUUCUUCUUCUUCUUCUUCUUCUCUUCUUCUUCUUCAAUUCAGCCAUGGAUUCCUUCUCAAUGUUUCUCAACCCAUAUAUGAAUGCCCAUCAACAGUCCUCCAUAGUUGAAAUCCUUGCACUGUCAACCCUUGUCCCAUUGCUCUUUGUUAUGAGACACUCAUUGGGCUUCAACUAUCAUCAUCACAAUGGUGGUGGUGAAUUCAGGAGUAGAAGCCUAUGGAUUUACUUCAGUAGACUGGCUGUGGACUUCGUGUUCCUCAUUGUUCCAAUGCUUUUGAUUUUUACUGUUUUAGAAGAACAAACAUAUACAUGGACAGUCAUUUUGGGGGUUUUGCUCUUACUCUUUGGUAUAUCGAAGAGGUUUGUUGGCUCGAGUACGGAUUCAAAAUCUUCUGAAUCUUUUAGAGCAAACAUUACAUCGUACAGAGUUAUUGUGAUGGAGGUGGCUUGCCUGUGCAUCUUGGCCGUUGAUUUCGAAAUAUUUCCAAGAAGACAUGCCAAAUCAAGAAUGUAUGGGAUUAGUUUGAUGGAUCUUGGGGUUGGCUCUUUUGCGCUGACUAAUGCAGUGGUGUCAAAACAAGCUCGUGGUAUUUCCUCGUUGAGCUUGAAGGAUGCAAGUGGCGCCAUUAUCCCUCCAUUGGCUGUAGGAUUUGGGCGACUCAUUUUGACAAAAAGUGUGCAUUAUGGGGUUCCUGCUGGUGAGUAUGGAGUGCAUUGGAACUUCUUCUUCACAUUAGCAGCUCUUGCAAUGCUUGCAUCCUUCAUCAGAAUCCCCACCAACUACUCUGCGAUUUCGGGUCUCUUGAUUUUGAUAGGGUAUCAAUGUUGGUUAAGUAAAGGAUCAAACUCGUACUUGCUUUCUAAUACGAGGGGAGACGAUAUCAUUAGCCAAAACAAGGAAGGAUUAUUCAGUUUAUUUGGGUUUUGGGGCAUGUACCUCAUUGGCAUCCAAUUGGGGAACUAUCUCUUCUUUGGAAGACAAUUACCUUCCUCUAACAACGAGAGCAACAAGUGGAUCAAGAUCAAAAUCUCAUGCCUUUCUGUUAUUUUUUGGCUGAUAACUAUUGCCUUGGAUAAGUAUGUUGAAAGCAUUUCUCGCCGAAUGUGCAAUCUUGCUUAUGUCACUCUAAUUCUGGCGGAGAAUCUCCAGUUAUUAGCGAUACUAAUGGUAUCGGAUUCUUUGAGGGAGAGCAGUAAAACUUCAACCCUCGAAGAAGCAGUAAAUCGAAACCUACUCGCCACCUUUCUUGUGGCAAAUGUGCUGACGGGUCUUGUAAACAUGCUCAUGGACACCAAGUCAGCAUCUCCAAUGGUGGCUCUGUCCAUUUUGCUGGCUUAUGCGUUUCUCACAUCCAUUGCUGCUUCCAUCCCUCACUUCUAUGGAUUUAGGCUCAAAUUCUGGUAGCUAGCUAGAUUCUGAAAGGAUCCAAUUUGACUGUAUUAGUGGGUAGAAGUAUGUAUGUAAAAUUAGUGGUUGAACAAGUCUUGGACCCUUGGUUGAGGGGCUGGCUAUUUGGUCCCGGACUGUUUGGUUUUACUCGAAACCGGACCGUAUAACCCGGAUCGGGACCGGACUGGGACCGAAUAGCAAACAAUGCAAUCUCAUAUUCGGGCUUAGAUUUGAGGUAAAAAAAACCGGAUAAAGAUCGGAUAAGAGACCCCCAACACCUAAAAUCAAGAUAAAAUUGGGACCGGACCGGGUCAAGACCGAACCGGAUCAAGACCGGAUUGUAUCCAAUCCAAUCUUUGGUCCUUAUAUUCCCGAAAAGACCGGACUGAGACCGAAUCAAUUUGGUCCAAUUUAACCGGACCGGACCGUAUAGCCACCCUUGAGGCCAACUCUUUGCACAUAAAGCCCACCACCAAAUUUGGGUCAUUUGAUGACCCUCAAACCCUAGCACCUUUGUCUCUGAAUGUUACCAACCAAUUUGCCUAUGCGGCCAUGUCCUUUUCUUAACUUCAAUGCUCCAACCAAGAAGCCAUUACUGUCUCCUUCCUUUUUCCUUUCGUUUUUUGGCUGUGAUAGUUGAAACUUGAAACACAACUUCGAAGUGUGUUUUCCGUCUACGUAAUUGAGCGUUGAAUAAGUUAAAUAGUUGAAAGUCACCAAAAGAUUAAUAUUCCCCGCAGGUGCUGGCCUUGUGCUAUCAGAUUAAUUACUUGACGGACACUACUCCAUUAGCUAAUCCUCGAAGAAGCAACCGAUCAAAAUCAACAACCACCCACACAAAUCGCGAUAUCAUCAAUUUAUCACAAUAGCUCAAAUAAUUAGAAGAGAUGGGAGAAUGCAUAUCAAAUUAAAUUUUGUGUACGCCGCUUUAAGAAAAAUCGAUCAUUGGUGAAUCGCUGCACAAAUCCAUCAUUACCGUAUGCUCAGUCAAUAAUAUUAGAACACAUAUAGGACCGUUAAUUAGGUGUUCAUGUUAGGCCUCUUGAUCAUUAAAGCACGGGAUAUACAUAUGAUGAUAUUUUCAAGUGUUGAGGCCAGUAAAUAGCAUCCAAAUUUUGGUAGACUGAUGUGAUAAAGCUUUACUGUACGCAUGUGAAAUUUAUUUCUCGCUCUUCCUAACUAUAACUCAAAUUAUUUGGAAUGAAGCGAUUGUGAUAUGUUAUCGAAUUUUAAAAUGAUGGAUAAAUAAUGUAUUCAAAGUCUGAUAACAUCCAACAUUCACGAUUGAUUUAGAUACAUAGAGAUUUCACAAACACUCAAGAUAACGUGCCCUAGCUAUUUUCUUGUUUAUCCGGCCACUUUUAUUUUUCUCUUUCAUUUUUCGUUACGAGGGAAAUCCAUCAAAGAUGGUAAAUCUCCGUCUCUAUGAAUACUCGAAAAAGCCAUAAAAGCAAUUAAGUCGAGAACACAGCUCUAUCGGUAGCAACCGAGGGGAUAACACAUAAAUUAAUGACAACAACCAAGAUUUAAAUCCAUGACCUCCUGAAUCCAAACCUGCGCAUUUACCAUCUCCCCCACCCAUUUGUUUUAUUUUUCACAAAUUGUUAAUCAAGUGGAGGAUUAUAAUUAGAUGGCCAAAGAAAUUGAGCUUUGGUGAUUCAUGAAGGUAAAGGUAGGUAGUUAGCUAGGCGGCCAUAGGGGUGGUAUAUAUGGUAAAAUAAGGGCAUAUGGAGGGUGGGGAAAUGAUAAUUAAGAACCCUAACCAGCAUUUGCAGAAUAUGGUGCGAAUUUACACCUGGAAAAGAUGUUCACUUUCAGCUAAAACAACAACAUCUAGGGCUUGUUUUUGGCAAAGCAACAACUCACUCUUUCACUACUAUUUCCCUAUCACCUCUCUUUCCUUGCCAAAAGCUAACUUAAGAAAGAGAAUAGUCUAUU
Messenger RNA from Linum trigynum, 3592 nucleotides. The record is from the annotation of a GenBank genome assembly. Lineage: Eukaryota; Viridiplantae; Streptophyta; Magnoliopsida; Malpighiales; Linaceae.